This is a messenger RNA of Leptopilina heterotoma, 2715 nucleotides long. RefSeq lists its product as uncharacterized. Lineage: Eukaryota; Metazoa; Arthropoda; Insecta; Hymenoptera; Figitidae. The record is from RefSeq and is a predicted model, not a curated record. The coding region runs from base 736 to 2214 and encodes 492 amino acids. The transcript has 2 exons.
UACUUUUAUUUCAACGCAAAAAUUUUGUCAUUUCAAUUCAAUUAUCGAUUUAUUUCAUGAGCUUUGCACGAAAUUUUGUUUGCCAAAAAAUAUUAUACAAUGAAUUGUGAUUAUUUUAUUUUCACUUUUAUAUAAUUAUGUAUUACAUAUGCUCCUAAGGAUGGUAGCUAAUAAUCAAACGAACUGAAGGUUAUGUUUGUGUUAGAUUUAUUUUUAUUCAAAGUUCCUUUUUAAUUAUGUAAAUUUGAAACCAGUUUUUAUUGAAUACUUUUGAUCGAUUCCCGUACACUUUUCCCAAUCCGUUUUUCCCAAUGGACAUUAUUCCCAAGACCAUUCUUCCCAAAAAAAAUCCCCCAAUCUAAAGUUCCCAAUCCAUUUUUCCCAAUUCUAUUAAAUUUGUGUUUUUCCCAAAGUCAUUUUUCCCAAAAAUGUUUUUUUUAUUUUUAUGGAAAUGGAUGCUUUCACAAAUUGUUUUUUAAAUUCUAUAGACAAUGGAACGAAACUUAUUUAAAAUGUAUGGUUGCUAGGCAACAAGAAUAAAGGGAAAGUUAAUAGUUUGACAUUUAGUUUGUUUGUAACCUUUCGAAGGAGCUAGGUUGUCAAAAUUUUUGGUUUUUAAAUUUGUCAAAUGUUGAAGUAUUCAAAAUUAUUAGUGAAUAUUUCUGAAAGUUCAUUGUGUAUUUAAUUUUCUCUUAAAUUCGAAAACAUCUGUUGUGGCUGUCUGGAAGCGUCAAAAUGUCACAACCGGAAAUUAUAAUUUCUUCUAGGGGUGGCAGAAAAUUGUUGUACAAUGGAUAUGUUUAUUAUAGACGGGACUCCAAGAAAGACAAAAUCUACUGGUAUUGUGUGAAAACUGACGAAUGCAAAGCCACUGCAAUAACAUUGAAUACGGGAAACAAUGUUGAGAUAGUAAAGGAAGGUUCUCAUGGACAUGCUCCCAAUCAAGAACAAGUUGAGGCUGAAAAGGUUAUAAGUAACUUGAAAAGAAUUGCUACUGAUCAUCCUGAAUCCACCCCUGCACAAAUUCUGCGAACUGAACUGCCAUCAGUAUCAAGUGGAGUAUUAAGUCAGUUACCAGAUCGAGAAAACUUAAAAAAACGCAUAAGGAGACAGCGUCGACAAGAUUUUCCACCUGAUCCGAAAUCUAUCGCAGAUCUACGUGACAUCCCAGAGCAGUUUAGAAAGACAAAGGUGGGUGAUACUUUCAUUAUUUAUGACUCUUUAGAUGACGAAGACGAAACUGAAAUCAGAGUCAUAAUUUUUGGAACCAGAAGGAACCUGGAAAUAUUAGCUAGAUCAACAGCUUGGUUUUUGGAUGGCACUUUUAAGACGUCGCCUAAUAUCUUCUUGCAAAUUUUCGUCGUAAUGGGCCUCAUUAGAAAAUCAUCUCCUGGAAAAGACGACGUCGAAAUUGCUGUUCCAUUAGUUUAUAGUUUGCUCCCGUCGAAAUAUCAGGUGUCCUAUGAAACUGUGGUAGGAGAAGUAAAAAAUGCUUGUCAACGAUAUGAAAUUGAUAUCAUUCCGCCACUGCGAGUACUUAUGGACUUCGAGGUUGCUGUGAAAAACGCCUUGCUAGCAGUGUUUACAAAUUGGAUUGUUCAAUACUGCUUCUUUCACUUAGGACAGUCUUUCUAUCGCCGGAUACAGAGUGAAGGUCUACAGGAACAGUACAACAACCCUAAUGACAGAUCACUCAAAGAAUAUGCACAUAUGAUACUUUCCUUAGCCUUUGUUCCGACUGCUGAUGUUGAGCAAGCUUUCGAAAAGAUCUUCGACGAUAUUCCAGAAGAACUAGUUCCUAUUGCGCGGUAUUUCGAAGAAAAUUAUAUUGUUGGAAGAAGAGCACGGGGAAGGCGGCGUGCAGUUCCUCCACGAUAUCCAGCAUCCUUAUGGAAUACGUACGAAGCUACGCUCCGCGAUCAACAUCGUACCAACAACAUUAGCGAGGGAUGGCACAACAAAUUUCAGCUCAUGGUUGGAAAAAAUCAUCAUUCAUUGUAUUAUCUGCUUAAAGAGUUUCUUAAGGAGCAAGCGGACACUGAAACGAUUUUAAGACAGUUGGAUUUGGGACAAGCGGUAAAAGCAGCACCGAAGAAAAAAUGGAUGCAAUCGAAGACAAGAAUGAGAAACAUUGUAUCACAAUAUGAGGAUUACAAAGAGAAGGACGAAAUUCUUCAGUACCUACGUCUCCUAGGACAUAAUAUCAGCCUCUGAAAAAAUUCUGUACGCUUCUUAAAACUUCAUUAAAUUCAAUUCAUUCACUAUAAAAAUUAUGCUUUGGGAAAAUUGCCUUGGGAAUAAUGGUUUGGGAAAAAAAGAUUGGGAAAAAAGGUUUGCUGGGAAAAAUGGAUUGGGAAAAGUGGUCGGCAACGCUUUUGAUCUAAUGAAGACUUGAACAUCAAUAAUUAUUAUUGAUGUUCAAGUCUUUAUUAGAUCAAAAGUAUUCAAUAAAAACUGGUUUCAAAUUUACAUAAUUAAAAAAAAAAAUCUUAAAAGAGCACUUUCAGCAUUGAUUUUAAAUGGUAAAAGUGACCUUUUAAGAUCCGGAGCCUCAAUUUGUAAUAGUGAUUGAUAUAUAUUUUGAAUCCAACAAUUAUAAACCUACAUUUUUUGUUUCUUAGGUACCUUUAUUAGUAGAUAUACACAUGUAUACCGAAAACAAUAUAUUUGAUUAAAAUAACGAAUUACUUAUCUAUUAUGAAAUAAAUAUUUAUG